AUGGCUGCUCUUCGUGUUUUAACAGUUCUUGUUUUAGCAGUUAUCUAUUCAACAGUUACUGCUCAAAAUAAACCUUGCGAACAAUGCGAUCCAUCGAAAUGCCCGAUGACAUCGGACAAAGAAUGCCUUGCCGGAUUAACACUCGAUCGAUGCGGUUGUUGUCAAGUUUGCGCUCAACGCGAGAGUGAAUUAUGCAACCAUCCCGAUAUCCCAUCAAGCAAGCAAUACGAAGCUUGUGGUGAAAAUCUUCAAUGCAAGAUUCGUAAGGAUAGUCGCGGCGCACCUCGUGAAGCACGAUGUGAAUGUAAUGAUCAAAUUGAAAUGUGCGGCUCCGAUGGCAAAACCUAUCGUAACUAUUGUCACUUAAUGGAAUCAAGCAAAUUGGCUAAAGCUGAACAAAAACCAAUCAUCAAAGUAUUUAAACGCAAACCAUGUGACUCAGCACCUGAAAUUACUUUACCACCUGCUAGCGUAACAAACCGCACCGGUAGCAAUGUCUUUUUAACAUGUGAAGCCGCUGGCGUACCUUUACCAGUUGUUGAAUGGGUUUAUUCAUCAUCCGCUGGAAAACAAAUUGUUUAUCCAACUGAUGAUGAUCGUAUUUCAACAUUAGUUCGAGGUGGACCUAAUGCUCAUGUAUUAACAUCAUGGCUUCAAAUUCAAUCAUUACAACGUAACGAUCAAGGUACAUAUACAUGCGUUGCGAGCAAUGCUUUGGGCAAAGUUGAAAAAUCAUGCACUGUUUCCGUUGAAGGCGGUCGAGAAUUUUAA
This is a messenger RNA of Adineta ricciae, 771 nucleotides long. Lineage: Eukaryota; Metazoa; Rotifera; Eurotatoria; Adinetida; Adinetidae. The record is from the annotation of a GenBank genome assembly.